AUGUCCGAUCAUGAAACUCAGCUGCAGUUCAAUCUGAACAACUCGUCUGAACACCCUCAGUGGUGGUGCGCAAAAACUGCCCCAAUUAAGGCUCAGUUGUGGAACGACACACGUCGAGGUGAUACGGGUGGAAUUUCGUAUUCUACCUCGCUGUCCGAUCAUGAAACUCAGCUGCAGUUCAAUCUGAACAACUCGUCUGAACACCCUCAGUGGUGGUGCGCAAAAACUGCCCCAAUUAAGGCUCAGUUGUGGGAACGACACACGUCGAGGUGA
Messenger RNA from Pieris macdunnoughi, 273 nucleotides. The record is from the annotation of a GenBank genome assembly. NCBI's taxonomy places the organism in Eukaryota, Metazoa, Arthropoda, Insecta, Lepidoptera, Pieridae.